UAAUACUGCGAUUAAUAUCGUGUGGAAUGCGUAUUAAUAUCGACGCGUUUAGAGAGCUCCUUAUAAGGACAAGAACAAUGUAUUUGACUGAAUACGAAUGGUACUACAUGCCUAGCAGCGUGCAUAAAAUAUUGAUGCAUGGGUGUGAGGUUAUUGAGUAUUUCGAUCUACCAAUUGGCAAUUUUUCAGAGGAAGCUCUGGAAGCUUUACAUAAACACAUACGUAUCGUACGAUAUGAUCAUACACGUAAAACUGCUCGGGAGCAUACAAACAGAGACUUGAUGUCAUACUUAACAAUAUCAUCAGAUCCUGAAGUAGUUUUUAAAAGGAGUGCUAUCCCAAACAAAAAUGCAGUUUAUACAAUGGACGAGCUGGAAGAGUAUUUAGUCGAUGCUGAAGAAACUUAAAAGUAAUAAGUACCCUUCAGUCAACUCAAUUAGUUUUAUACUAAUCAAAUACUAGUCAGCCACACGGCCUCAACUAGUUCGAGUUCUGUAAUUUUUCCAUAUAAGCAACUGGCCGCGGCGAUGUCCUACGAGAUGGCAAUUGUCCUCUUCUGCAUCAGCACUAUACCAGUUGGCAUACUAGUCAGCCUCUGCAUCAGCAAUAUAUCAGUUGACAUACUAGUCAAUAUAUACAUCAAUAUCAUACCA
This is a messenger RNA of Rhagoletis zephyria (snowberry fruit fly), 653 nucleotides long. RefSeq lists its product as uncharacterized. The record is from RefSeq and is a predicted model, not a curated record. Lineage: Eukaryota; Metazoa; Arthropoda; Insecta; Diptera; Tephritidae.